Molecule: messenger RNA, 5564 nt
Organism: Drosophila ficusphila
Lineage: Eukaryota; Metazoa; Arthropoda; Insecta; Diptera; Drosophilidae
Gene: LpR1
Product: very low-density lipoprotein receptor
Exons: 13
Coding region: 1667-4927 (1086 amino acids)
Molecular function (GO): protein binding; calcium ion binding
Source: RefSeq, a predicted model, not a curated record
ACCAAACUAAGCUGAGUUCUUUAGACCUCACUAUAUGUAGACCAAACCGAGAAACUUCUAAACUUUUCACAGCUAAUACUUCUAAAUGCCACAGUGUUGAUACAAUAGAAAAGUAUUUGGAAUAUACCUUCGAUAAGGACAUAAGGCAGCAUUUCCGUUUUAGUUAAAAACUAAAUCAUCUGAAGUGGAACACAGUCAGACUUGAAUAAAUUUACCAUUGCUCUUUUAUAUAUAAUGUAUUUAAAUUAAUUUUAUAAAAUUAUAAGUCCCCAGUAAAAAAAAUUUUUGAAAACCCUUACAAAAGAUUUUUAAAAUAAAUUAUUUUUAAUAAGUUUAAAGUCAAUGUACACCGCGUUAGUUAUCCGAAAAUAGCGAUUACAGUCAGACCACUUAGAGAUUAAAGACGACCGAUGAUUAUCAUUAUCUGGCCAAGUGAUAGAUGACCAGAGCCCUUCACGCCUGCCAAAACCACAAAGAGCACACAUUUACAUGCACACAUAUAUAUCUGUUUUCCUAAACUCACACUCGACAAAACUUGAACACACGACUCGGGCUUUCAGAGCGAUAAAAUGCAGUGUCAACUGAAGUGCUUGAUUAGGCGAUUUGCGAGCGAUUCACCAGCGAUUUCGAACGCCUGCAAUUAGAAACGGCGGCGCAAUGCAAAAUAAGUGUGGACAGGGGCGUUGGUUCCAGGGGGGAGGGAGAGAAGGGGGUUUUUGCAAGCGGUCUGUCAUCCGCAAGCAUUGCGGGGUGGUGCUUGAAAAAUGAUUUACACGCGUAAAUCAUAAAUUAUGCCCAUUUCAAGUGGCCCGUUACGCCGGAGAAUCCAUGACAAAUGCAGAUGACGCCCAUGCAGUCGAUGACGAUUGCGAAGUGAUGGCGAUUGCGAUGGUUAUUGUGAUUGCGAUAGUGAGUUUGAUUGAGAUUUUGAUUGGGAUGAUGCUAGUGCCCACUGACGGCGAUUGUUGUGAAGAUGACUUGCCUCUGACUCUGACCCGACCCCAUUGUCCGCUGGCUGCGGUGCGGUUUCCCUCCGCAUCUUAUCAGUCAGGCCGUCAGCCAUCGACGUCAUUCAACUCUACCCCAUCCAGUCGAAUCCCCAGCACUCCAGUUCAAUUUCGAAUUUCACACUUUCAAUCACAAUCACCACCUGGCCUGAUUGAAAGCGGCGACACUUUCAAUGCUAAUUAGCUGCGACUUCGUUUGCCCACAGCCAAAAGCCAUUUCAGUUCGCAUCGGUCUUCGCUGGGCACCGCACCGUGAAACCCUCCGGGUCUUCAGAAAGUAUAAGCAACACCACCUAUUGACACCUGGAUAUAGUUUCCGAGUGCCCAUGCAGAACGUCGUGAUUGUCGUACGAUUAUCGCACCAUUCCCACGUCCGGUUGUCCAGCCUAAUUAAAAAAAUUGCGUUUUUUGCGCACUGAUAAACGCGGUGGCAACGCAAAAACCAAGUCUAGAUAAAAUCCGGGAAACAUCGUUUUGGCCAGCACCAUGCAAAAAAGUGAUCUCUGUGCGAUGAUCGUGAUAUCCUUGGCGUUGUCCUUUCGAACAGUGUAUAUACUUUGUAUGAUCGAAGAAAAAAGUGUGAAGGCAAGAAUACAAGCAUAAAGACUAAAGACUAAAGCUAAAAAGUGCAAAACAAUAGACAAGUAAAAGACCAUACCAUGGCCAUAGAGUCACGCUCUACGAGCACUGCAAGUGAUACCACAAAACCCUCAACCAAAUCAACAACAACAACAGCAAAAACAACAACAACAAAUCAAAAAUCUCCAGUAACAUUCAUCAAUCUCAGCGACAAGAAACGCGCCGAACAGCUGUUCCGUUGCGCUUGCGCAAACUUCAAUCUGCUGCUGCUGACUUUAAUCCUCGGAUUUGGCAAAUGCUGCACUGCCACGCCCACUCCGCUGAGUCCCCCUACGUCGGCAGCAUCGACAGCCACAUCUGCAGUUAGCCCACAUAAUCCACCGGCGAUCGACGAGGGCGGAUCGCUGAGCAAACUGCUCGAUGGCAAGUCCUUCAUCAACAUGGGCUUCAAGUUUCUGAACGUUUCCGGAAAGAUUGGCACACCCCUCGGCAUAGGGCAAUCGCUGGAGGCCAAGUGCGAUGACAAGCAGUUCCAGUGUCGCAGUGGCGACUGCAUUCCCAUUCGAUUCGUUUGCGAUGGCGAUGCGGACUGCAAGGAUCACAGCGACGAGCAGAUUAAGGAGUGUAAAUUUAUAGAGGCUACUUGCUCGUCGGACCAAUUCCGCUGCGGGAAUGGCAAUUGCAUCCCGAACAAAUGGCGCUGCGAUCAGGAGAGCGAUUGUGCCGACGGUUCGGACGAGGCCAACGAAUUGUGCAUGAACGCCUGUCCCAACAACGAGUUCAAAUGCCACACGGUCGACCAGUGCAUUCCACGCAGUUGGCUCUGCGAUGGCAGCAACGAUUGCCGCGACAAAUCCGACGAGGCGCACUGCAGAGCCCGCACCUGUUCGCCGGAUGAAUACGCCUGCAAAAGCGGCGAGGGGCAGUGCGUUCCUUUGGCCUGGAUGUGCGACCAGAGCAAGGACUGCAGCGAUGGCUCCGACGAGCACAACUGCAACCAGACAUGCCGCGCCGACGAGUUCACCUGCGGCAACGGACGGUGCAUCCAGAAGCGGUGGAAGUGCGACCACGACGACGACUGCGGGGACGGAUCGGAUGAGAAGGACUGUCCGGUGGUGCCGUGCGACUCCGUGGCGGAGCACACCUGCACCAACGGAGCCUGCAUCGCGAAGCGGUGGCUCUGCGACGGCGAUCCGGACUGCUCCGACGGCUCCGACGAGCGGUCUUGCGCCAACGUGACCAAGACGACCACGCCCUGCUUGCCACACGAGUACCAGUGCAAGGACCGCAUCACCUGCCUGCACCACAGCUGGCUCUGCGAUGGUGACCGCGACUGUCCCGACGGCGACGACGAGCACACGGCGAACUGCAAGAACGUGACCUGCCGGGCGGACCAGUUCCAGUGCGGCGAUCGCAGCUGCAUCCCCGGCCACCUCACCUGCAACGGGGACAAGGACUGCGCCGAUGGCAGUGACGAGCGGGAUUGUGGCUUGAGUCUCAGCCUCGGCGUUUCCCAGGGAACCUGCAACACCACCAGCGAGUUCGACUGCGGCGGAGGUCAGUGCAUUCCGCUCUCGAAAGUCUGCGAUAAGCGGAAGGAUUGCCCGGAUGGCGAGGACGAACCCGCUGGCAAGUGUGGCGUGAACGAGUGCGCCUCCAAGAACGGCGGUUGCAUGCACCAGUGCGUCGACUUGAAGGUGGGGCACCACUGCGAGUGCCACGAGGGCUACAAGUUGUCCGCCGACAAGCGCAACUGCCAGGAUGUCAACGAGUGCGAGAUUCCCGGCAAGUGCUCACAGAUUUGUGUCAAUGAAAUUGGUGGCUUUAAGUGCGAGUGCGAGGCGGGUUACAUGAGGGAUCCCAGGAACCACACGAGGUGCAAGGCCAGCGAAGGACACGCCUCUUUGCUCUUGGCCAGACGCCACGACAUCCGGAAAAUAGCCCUCGACCACAUGGAAAUGACCUCUAUAGUGAAUAGUACAAAGGCAGCCACCGCUUUGGAUUUCGUAUUCCGCACUGGGAUGAUCUUCUGGAGCGAUGUGACCACGCAGAGCAUCUACAAAGCUCCCAUUGAUGAGGGCAAUGAAAAGACAGUGGUCCUGAAAAAAUCAUCGGUGACCUCGGAUGGCCUGGCUGUGGACUGGAUCUACAACCACGUCUACUACACGGACACCCACAAGUGCACCAUCGAGCUGACCAACUUCGAGGGCAGCAUGGGAAAGGUCCUGGUGAAGGAUUCGCUGGACAUUCCGCGUUCCAUUGCCCUGGAUCCCAUCGAGGGCUGGAUGUACUGGUCGGAUUGGGGAGCAUCUCCCAAGAUCGAGAGGGCGGGCAUGGAUGGAUCCCACCGAACUACGAUCAUCAGCUACGACGUCAAGUGGCCCAAUGGCAUCACUCUGGAUCUGGUGACGAAACGCAUCUACUGGGUGGACGGCAAGCUGAACGUCAUCUCCUCGGCCAACUACGAUGGUUCGCAAAGGAGGCAGGUUCUCUAUUCCGGGGAAUACCUGAGGCAUCCCUUCUCAAUCACCACCUUCGAGGAUUAUGUUUACUGGACAGAUUGGGACAAACAAGCCGUCUUCAAGGCGAAUAAGUUCACAGGGGAAGAUGUGGAGCCAGUCACUGCAGUGCAUAUGCUCCAGCAUCCGAUGGUGGUGCACGUAUACCACCCGUACCGCCAGCCCGAUGGCGUCAACCACUGCCAGUCGGUUAAUGGCCACUGCUCUCAUCUCUGCCUGCCAGCGCCCAGGAUUAACGAGCGGAGUCCUCGAAUAUCCUGCGCCUGUCCCACGGGCCUCAAACUGAUGGCUGACGGCCUCAUGUGCGUCGAAGAUCCUCUUUACGUAGCCCCCAGCACAAAGCCCCCGCGAGCCAGAAAAACGAAACCGAAAACCAAAACCCCACUGAGACGAUUGCCCACGGGUGUCCAAGUGGGAUAUGCUGAUGUUCGGAUCCGGGUGAACGAGGAUCUCCAGUUGAGCACGAGGCUGCCCUUGUUGCCAGCGAAUUUCGUUGCCGACCAGCGUCCAGUGAAAAACCAGACUCAAAUCGAAAAGACCACAACGCCCAGCGAGCAGCCGGAUUCCGGCUUCAUUGCGCUGGUGGUUAUAGCCAGUCUCAGUGGCUUCGCAGUCCUGCUAUCGGUGCUCCUGCUCAUCGGCUACCGCUACUGCAGCAAGCGACGCAUCAACUCGAUGAACUUCGAGAAUCCCAUCUACCGGAAGACCACAACCACAGAGGAUCAUUUCAGUCUGCGCAAAAACCUGCCAUCACGGAUCUACGACCACACCAGUGUCAUGGAUGAGGAGUACUCACCCGUCAUAGGCAUAUCCUCGUAUUAGAUUGGUGGAAUCGUGUUGAAUGUGGAUUAGAUGAUUAUUUUGCUUGGUCGCCGGAUAACUUUGAUGACCGAAGCUAACUCGAGACCCGCGGCAGAAAAACACGCGCCUGAAGACUGAGCAACUCUGUGUAUUGUGUAAAUUAAUUAUUUUAAAAAUUAUAAGGCACGGCAAGGACGGCGGGUCACCUUGGGGCGCAUCCUUAAAGGAUGCUGUACAAAAUACUAUGUCGCAGAGUUCUAUCACAAACAAACAAACAAACAAAAAACAAAAAAAACAGUGUAGCGAAAAACGUAAAACAAAACGAGAAGUUUAAGAGAAAUCUAAUUGCUAAUUAUAAAUUACAUAGUUCCAAACUGUAUAUAGCUGUAAGUGUGCAUUAUUUUUAAAUGAAGCAAAUUCAUAUUAUUAUACGUAAACAUGACAUGAAUGAUCAUAAUGCUUAUGGUCUACUAUUAGAGCGAGUUGAGAAAUUAUAUUUCUGUUGUCGAGGAGCAGAAUCGUUUUAUUACCAUUAUUACUACAUACGUAUUAGCCUUUUGUUAACUGUAUUUGUUAAGUGUACAUACAAAUGUAUAUGUUUCCCCACUAAAAGAAAUAUAAUGAAUAAUAAACUCAGAACAUACUUAUGUCUAGCAUA